Messenger RNA from Rotaria sp. Silwood2, 1299 nucleotides. Lineage: Eukaryota; Metazoa; Rotifera; Eurotatoria; Philodinida; Philodinidae. The record is from the annotation of a GenBank genome assembly.
AUGCAAUGGAACGAACGUGUUCUUUUUACUGUUGAUUAUCCUCAACUCUAUUCUUUAUCAUUUAUUAAUUUUCAUGAAGACAUAUUUUUUCAAUAUUUGACAGGUCACUCAAUUCUUCAGGAUCUUCUUACUCGACAAAUUAUUCAUCUUAGUAUCGAUAUUCUGAAUGAACCAAUAUCAAAACCAUCUGAAACUCUAUCAAAUAUAUUUGUUUUGAUUUUAUGUUUAUGUAAACGAUUAAUUAGUUUGAAUUUUUGCCAAUUAUUUUAUGAUCGGAAAGUACCAAUUCGCCUUUAUGACCGAUCAUCAACAAGUUGCAUAUCUUCAACUUUAACGAAGUUAAAAAUUAGUGUUACAAUUUUUGCUGAUUGUCUUUAUCUUCUUGAUGGACGUCUUGACUGUUUAACAACAUUGAUCAUUGACGUGAAAGAAAUUUGUCGUGAAUUAUCAAACGAAGUUAACGUGAAAGAACUUCCUAAAUUGAAAUGUUUUUCAUUGACUUCAGUUGAAUGCACAUUUAAGUAUGAUGAUCAAAUUAUUCCAUUACUUCGUCGAAUGACAAAUCUUGAAGAAUUAAUGUUAUUUUUGAUAGUAUUAAGAAAGCAUUCUACUUUUAUUGAUGGUAUUCUAUUACAUGCUCAAAUUCUUAUUUAUAUGCAACGACUAAACAAAUUUAGUUUCAGUAUCAUCAGUGAUGUUCUGAACAUGAAUAUUAGAAUUAUUCUUCCAACAAAUGAAGACAUUCGACGUAGUUUCAUGGAAAAAGAAUAUAAUCAAGUUGAUUCAUAUGUUCAUACUAGAGCCAUGGACAGCGUUGGUAGAUGUCAUAUUUAUUCACUUCCAUAUCAAUUCGAAAAUUUCCUUUAUCUCAACAACUCUUUUCAAGGUGGAAAGUUUGAUAAAGUUCGAUGCUUGGAAAUGAAUGAUUCACGUCCUUUUGAAUAUGAUUUUUUCAAGCGUAUCUCUGAAGAUUUUCCUUUUCUCAAAGAGUUACGUAUAUGGAAUAUUCAACCACAAAAAGAAAAGCAACAUUUGACAACAUUAAUUGUAUUUCCUCAUCUUAUGCUUCUCAAUUUGGUCAAAGCACAUGUGGACUAUGCUGAGCAACUUCUGUUCCAUAAAAACACUUAUUUACCUUGCUUGUUGGAUCUUUGCAUCAAUUACAAAUCACUUGCUAUGGUAACGAACAAUUUUACCAAUGAUGCCGCACGUUUUACUUGCGCCAAAUUAAAAAGACUUCGUAUAGAUUAUGCAUUUGUUCGACCAUCAAAUUUUAAUCAGUAUUUUCCUUUAUUAUAA